This is a messenger RNA of Penicillium longicatenatum, 1509 nucleotides long. RefSeq lists its product as uncharacterized. Gene Ontology annotation, biological process: transmembrane transport. Bases 1 to 1509 code for a protein of 502 amino acids. The transcript has 2 exons. The record is from RefSeq and is a predicted model, not a curated record. Lineage: Eukaryota; Fungi; Ascomycota; Eurotiomycetes; Eurotiales; Aspergillaceae. Gene Ontology annotation, molecular function: transmembrane transporter activity.
AUGGACGAAAGCCGACAGGAAAAGCAAAGUGGACAACCUGAUGGUCUCGAGCGCGAAGCCGCGCACAGGGGGCUUAGAAAGACUGGGUCCAGGACACUUGGGUGGGAUACGAACCACCGCAACUUCCCACGCAAUUGGCCCCUUCAGCGCAAGUUCUAUGACGCCUGUGUCAUCUUCUCCUUGGAGUUCUAUACGACUAUCAUGAGCACAACGGGGCCAUCCGCUGCAGAAGAGGCCAUGUCAGAGUACGCAAUGACCAGGGCUGUGAUGCUCACCGGAUUUCAGUUCAUGUAUGGCAUUGGACAAGCAUUGGGGGCGCUGAUCAUGCCUCCUUUUUCUGAGGCUCUUGGUCGCCAAAAGUCCUACCUCGUGUCCGCCGGUGCAUACAGUAUUUCUUCUCUGAUGGUUGGCCUCGUUCCUUCGCCAGCCGGAGUCUUCAUCGGCCGCUUCUUCUCCGGUUUCGCCUCGUCUGUGCCAGCGAUCGUUUUGGCUGGAAGUAUCGAGGAUCUGUAUACCCACCAGCCAAGGCUCUGGCUUCUCUGGUUUUGGAAUUGCUCCACUAUGCUCGGCAUCGCCGUGGGCCCAAUCUAUGGGUCCUAUAUAGUAGAUGCAAUCGGUUGGCGCUGGGUUUACCAUGUUUCCGCCAUCACCUGUGCAGUGAUAUUCUUCCUCCUUAUACCCGUCCGCGAGAGCCGGCCGACAACCCUGCUUGAACGCCGCUUUGCCAAUCUACAGUCAAAGAUCGGAGUGGUAGACAUGGAUAUACCAAACCCUGACCGGAUAAAUAGCACCCGAGAGCUUGUGAAGGUGAUUCUGGUGCGGCCGGCCAAGAUUGGUGUCUCGGAACCUAUAAUCAUUUUAGUCUCAAUUCUCAGCGCGUCGGCGUGGGGUAUGAUGUACCUCUUUACCGAGUCCUUCACCGUUGUAUAUAGCGCAUUUGGCUGGAGCUCAAGGGCGACCUCACUGCCUUUUAUUGCUCUGGUUCCUGGGGUCAUUAUGAGUGGGAUUGUUCGCUUUUGGGACCAUCACAAGCUGAAGUCCCGACAGAAAGCCGGACAGUGGCCGGAGCCGGAAGAUAAGAUUGGCGGAUUUGCCAUUGCUGCGCCUGCACUCGCCACAGGACUCUGGAUCUUCGGCUGGACAGUUCCACCGCUCGUCCAUGUCCCUUGGAUCGCAUCCAUGUUCGGCCUCGUGCUUAUUGGCUUUGCAGCGACCGAGUUCUCGUACACGCUAAGUGGGUACAUUUCCGACACGUAUACUAUCUACGCCUCGUCAGCGUUGGCUAUUCAAGGCUUCUUACGCGCGCUGGCCUCCGGGUGUCUUCCUCUGUUCGCGUAUCCAAUGUAUUCGGGGCUCGGAUCAAACAUCGCGACAAGUAUUAUCGCAACUGUGGCAACGUUGUUCUGCAUAACGCCAUAUGUAUUUCUGAGACAUGGUAAGCGCUUAAGGGAGAACAGCCCUUUCGCUCGGUAUAGUGCAAAGGUGAAUGACGAACACGGUGCUGAUUGA